CUCCCCGGGCCCGGCGCUCCCCCGCCCGGUGCGGGUCUGUGCCCGGGCCCGGUGCUCGUCGCGGCGCUGCCCGCCGCAGGGACGAUGGGGCAGCCGCGGAGGCCGGCGAACGGCAGCGGCCCGGCGGCGCCAUGACCGGCGAGAAGAAGAAGAAGAAGCGGCUCAACCGCAGCGUGCUGCUGGCCAAGAAGAUCGUCAUCCGCGACGGGGCCGGCCGACAGGGCAUCGGAGAGCCCAGCGUGUACCACGCCGUGGUGGUGAUUUUCCUGGAGUUCUUUGCCUGGGGGCUGCUGACCACUCCAAUGCUAACGGUGUUACACCAGACUUUCCCUCAGCAUACAUUCUUGAUGAACGGCCUGAUACAUGGAGUCAAGGGUCUGCUUUCUUUUCUAAGUGCCCCACUGAUUGGUGCUCUCUCUGAUGUCUGGGGCAGGAAAUCCUUCCUCCUCCUCACUGUCUUCUUCACCUGUGCUCCAAUUCCCCUUAUGAAGAUCAGUCCGUGGUGGUAUUUUGCUGUCAUUUCCAUGUCUGGAGUCUUUGCUGUCACCUUCUCUGUGAUUUUUGCCUACGUUGCUGAUAUCACCCAGGAGCAUGAACGCAGCACGGCGUAUGGCUUGGUGUCAGCCACGUUUGCUGCCAGUCUGGUCACGAGCCCAGCCAUCGGGGCGUACCUCUCCCAGGCCUAUGGUGACACGUUGGUGGUCGUGCUGGCUUCAGGUGUGGCAUUGCUGGAUAUCGCCUUCAUCCUGCUGGCAGUGCCGGAGUCGCUGCCGGAGGAGAUGCGCCCGGUCUCCUGGGGAGCUCCAAUCUCUUGGGAACAAGCAGACCCCUUCGCUUCCUUGCGGAAAGUGGGUCAGGAUUCUACAGUGCUGCUCAUCUGUAUCACUGUCUUUCUCUCCUACCUUCCCGAAGCCGGCCAGUAUUCCAGCUUUUUCCUCUACCUGCGACAGGUCAUUGGGUUUUCCUCAGAGACAGUGGCAGCCUUCAUUGGGGUUGUUGGAAUUCUCUCCAUCCUGGCUCAGACAGUGGUGUUGGGAAUUCUCAUGCGUUCCAUAGGAAAUAAGAACACCAUCCUGUUGGGACUGGGCUUCCAGAUCCUCCAGCUUGCCUGGUACGGCUUCGGAUCGCAGCCUUGGAUGAUGUGGGCUGCAGGAGCCGUGGCUGCCAUGUCCAGCAUCACCUUCCCAGCCAUCAGCGCCAUGGUGUCUCGGAACGCAGACCCUGACCAACAAGGUGUGGUGCAGGGGAUGAUCACUGGGAUUCGGGGUCUGUGUAAUGGCCUGGGGCCGGCGCUCUAUGGCUUCGUCUUCUAUCUCUUCCACGUGGAGCUGAAUGAAAUGGCUGAGGUGGAAACUCUGGGUAAGGCCUCCAAACCCAACAUGGCCAACCCUACGGAUGAGAGCAGCAUCAUCCCAGGGCCUCCCUUCCUGUUUGGGGCUUGUUCUGUCCUGCUGUCGCUCCUGGUGGCCUUGUUCAUUCCAGAACACAACCUUGCACUGAGAUCAGGCAGCCACAAGAAGCACAGUAACGGAGCUCAGUCCCACACCCACAGCCCUCAGGCUGGUGGGUCGGAUGGCAAAGAGCCCCUGCUCGAGGACAGCAGCGUAUGAGGCAGGGAGAGAAGGACCUGGCUCACAUCUGGACCCCAGGCCAAGGAUGGACUCAGCCAGGGAGAGAAAGACAGGGUGAGGGGGGAGAGAAGAAGCGAGGUGAGACUGUGCCACUAACAGCUAAUGGGAAGGGAUGAGGUUUUCCUUUCCAGCCAAAUACACCCUCAGCUGGUGCAGAA
Molecule: messenger RNA, 1789 nt
Organism: Pezoporus occidentalis (night parrot)
Lineage: Eukaryota; Metazoa; Chordata; Aves; Psittaciformes; Psittacidae
Product: hippocampus abundant transcript 1 protein-like
Exons: 12
Coding region: 132-1610 (492 amino acids)
Biological process (GO): transmembrane transport
Cellular component (GO): membrane
Molecular function (GO): transmembrane transporter activity
Source: RefSeq, a predicted model, not a curated record